Ylistrum balloti is the source of this 801-nucleotide messenger RNA. RefSeq names its product neurotrypsin-like. NCBI's taxonomy places the organism in Eukaryota, Metazoa, Mollusca, Bivalvia, Pectinida, Pectinidae. The record is from RefSeq and is a predicted model, not a curated record. Gene Ontology annotation, cellular component: membrane. The transcript has 6 exons. Bases 1 to 801 code for a protein of 266 amino acids.
AUGGCGUUUGGACGGUCUAAUCGAAACUGGCAUCCGCUCUUCAGUCAGAACCCGGAUAAUCUCGAGCCCGCCUUUAACCCAGGACCUUUUCAACCUAUGGAAUCGUUGAAGGUGCGUUUGGUGGAUGGUCCCAAUGCACGUGAAGGUCGGGUCGAGGUCCUACACAAUGGUACAUGGGGGACUGUUUGUGACGAUAGCUGGGACGAUGAUGACGCAAAAGUUGUUUGUCGGAUGCUCGGUUAUGACACUGCCUCUGCUACACACAUGUCCAAGGCUAGAUAUGGAAGUGGUGUUGGACCUAUAUGGUUGGACGAAACCCAGUGCACUGGUCAAGAGACUAACCUUGGUCAGUGUUCUAUGCAGGCAUAUGGACGUGGAGAUUGUGACCAUACAGAGGAUGCUGGAGUGAUAUGUCCAGGAGAAUCGUUGAAAGUGCGUUUGGUGGAUGGUCCCAAUGCACGUGAAGGUCGGGUCGAGGUCCUACACAAUGGUACAUGGGGGACUGUUUGUGACGAUAGCUGGGACGAUAAUGACGCAAAAGUUGUUUGUCGCAUGUUGGGAUACAAGAGUACUACGCACGCGUCCAAGGCUAGAUAUGGAAGUGGUGUUGGACCUAUAUGGUUGGACGAAACCCAGUGCACUGGUCAAGAGACUAACCUUGGUCAGUGUUCUAUGCAGGCAUAUGGACGUGGAGAUUGUGACCACACAGAGGAUGCCGGAGUCAUAUGUGAACCAGUCCCAGAUUGUCGAUCUCUAUUGUGUUUGAUGAGUCCCAGUAUUAUGGAUGUGAGUGAGAACUAA